Messenger RNA from Oncorhynchus nerka (sockeye salmon), 2536 nucleotides. RefSeq names its product UDP-N-acetyl-alpha-D-galactosamine:polypeptide N-acetylgalactosaminyltransferase 14 (GalNAc-T14) (gene galnt14). Gene Ontology annotation, biological process: protein O-linked glycosylation. The transcript is spliced from 15 exons. Bases 256 to 1917 code for a protein of 553 amino acids. Gene Ontology annotation, cellular component: Golgi apparatus. NCBI's taxonomy places the organism in Eukaryota, Metazoa, Chordata, Actinopteri, Salmoniformes, Salmonidae. The record is from RefSeq and is a predicted model, not a curated record. Gene Ontology annotation, molecular function: polypeptide N-acetylgalactosaminyltransferase activity.
GUGUCGUACCUCGUAGCUCCAGCGAGUCAUAGCGCACAGCCUAGCUAUCAGUUCGGUCAUAGAGAAUCUCGCAACCAGGGCAGUCAUUGUGCACGCGUCUGGAGCAAGCGGACGUGCAGCGUUCGAAAAGACGAACCAGAGAAUGAGGGUAGAGCGCAAAAGCACGUCUCCACAACCGACUUUCCUAGAAAUGUGCUUCUCGUAGGUUGCCCCGCCAAUAAAGGGGCGAUAUCUGCUCCAGGAACUCAUAGGAAAAUGAAACGGCUUUCUCGAAAACUGACUUUGGCUCUGGUGGUGCUUUGUUGGACUGCUGCACUACUGUAUUUGAUACUCCUAAGUAGGCAGCAAGUAUCAGACCUGGGCACCAAAGACGCACAGUACAGACAGAUCUCGGAGGCAGAAUGGGACGACCUCCUGGAAGAGUUUGAAGAGAAGAACUACCUUAACGCCAGGCGAUGGAAACCAGGACAGGACCCUUACAAACUGUAUGCCUUCAACCAAAGAGAGAGUGAGAGGAUACCCAGCAACAGAGUUCUCAGAGACACACGACAUUACAGAUGCACCACAUUGCAUUAUAACCCAGAUCUGCCCUCCACCUCCAUCGUCAUCACUUUCCACAACGAGGCCCGCUCCACUCUGCUACGGACCAUCAGGAGUGUGCUGAACAGGACACCAGUCCACCUGAUUCACGAGAUCAUCCUGGUAGAUGACUACAGUGGGGAUGCAAAUGACUGCCUUCUACUCACCAAGUUACCCAAAGUAAAGUGUCUUCGGAAUGACAGGAGAGAAGGUCUGAUCCGCUCCAGGGUACGUGGGGCAGAUGCAGCGAAGGCUGGGGUCCUGACCUUCCUGGACAGUCACUGUGAGGUCAACAAGGACUGGCUGCCCCCACUGCUCCGGAGGAUCAAGGAGGACCCGACCUGUGUGGUGAGCCCAGUGAUCGACAUCAUCAACAUGGAUACCUUCGCCUACGUAGCAGCCUCCUCUGACCUCCGUGGAGGCUUCGACUGGAGUCUACAUUUCAAGUGGGAGCAGUUGUCUGCUGAGCAGAAAGCCAGGAGAGCUGACCCCACCGAACCCAUUAAGACUCCCAUCAUUGCCGGAGGGCUGUUUGUGAUUGACAAGUCGUGGUUCAACCACCUGGGGAAGUAUGACACAGCCAUGGACAUCUGGGGUGGGGAGAACUUUGAGAUCUCGUUCCGGGUGUGGAUGUGUGGAGGGAGCCUAGAGAUUAUCCCCUGCAGCAGGGUCGGCCACGUCUUCCGCAAGAAACACCCCUACAUCUUCCCUGAGGGCAACGCCAACACCUACAUCAAGAACACCAGACGGACGGCGGAGGUGUGGAUGGAUGAGUUCAAGCUCUUCUACUACUCUGCUCGCCCUGCAGCACGGGGCAAGUCCUACGGAGACAUUCAUAGCAGGGAAGAGCUCCGCAAGAGUCUCAAGUGCAAAUCCUUCAGGUGGUAUCUGGACAAGGUCUACCCAGAGCUCAAAGUGCCAGAUGAUUCGAACUCUAAGUCGGGGGUGAUUCGUCAAAGACAGAAUUGUCUGGAGUCCCGUAGGGUGGAGGGACAGAACCUCUCCUCUCUCACACUAGCACCCUGCAUCGGAACAAAAGCUGUGCCAGCACUCAACCAGGAGUGGAUUUACACCCACGGGCAGCAGAUCCGUCAGCAGCAGCACUGCCUCUCUCUCUCCACCACCUUCCCUGCCUCCCAGGUCAUGCUCAUGCCCUGCAACAUCAGCGACGGGAAACAACGAUGGCAGAAGUCAGGCACCCACCUGGAGCACCUGGUCUCCCACUUCUGCCUGGACAGUGAGAUGGCCCUGGAAGGCAUCGAGAGCAGCAAGAUGCUGGUGAUCAGCCCCUGUGAACUGACAGCCUACACCCAGAGAUGGGAGAUGCCCUUCUCAUGAUCCAUCCACAACACAAGCCUUCCUGUAGAGGAGGACUACCCUACGAGCACUCACGACCUACUGCAGUGCUUACUGUAGCCAAGAGCUUUUAGAAAGAGAUGGAGGAGGUUGGACACCGGCGUAAAGGGUAUUUUUGGUCACUGAGAUUAGUCUUUAUAAGAUGGCAUGGACUUGGACUGACGUCAGCACAUGCAAUUGUUCAACAAGACACUCAGCAGCAGUGGUGGAAAAUGUACUCAAUUGUCAUACUUCAGUAAAAGGAAAGAAGAAAGAGAAAAUAAAAGUGAAAGUCACCCAGUAAAAUACUACUUGAGUAAAAGUCCAAAAGUAUUAGGUUUUAAAUGUACGUAAGUAUCAAAAGUAAAUGUAAUUGCUAAAAUAUGCUUAAGUAUCCAAAGUAAAAGUAUAAAUCAUUGCACAUUCCUUAUAUUAAGCAAACCAGAUGGCACAGUUUAAAUAUAUAUAUAUAAAAUGGUGAAGGUGGAAUGGCCCCUUACCUGAUGAAUUACGGACUCACUAAACACGAAUGCUUCAUUUGUAAAUUAUGUCUGAGUGUUGAGUGUGACCAUGGCUAUCCUUAAAUAUAUAUAUAUAUAUAUCAUGGCUAUCCUUAAAUAUA